This is a messenger RNA of Aspergillus homomorphus CBS 101889, 1551 nucleotides long. RefSeq names its product phosphotransferase family protein. Gene Ontology annotation, cellular component: mitochondrion. The record is from RefSeq and is a predicted model, not a curated record. NCBI's taxonomy places the organism in Eukaryota, Fungi, Ascomycota, Eurotiomycetes, Eurotiales, Aspergillaceae. The transcript is spliced from 6 exons. The coding region runs from base 1 to 1551 and encodes 516 amino acids.
AUGGUGCUCAGGACCUGGCACACAUCUCCCAGACUUGGUUAUCCCAAUGGCUGCAACACACCGAAUUCUUUUGAUCUGUUCGAGUACACGUCCGGACGAUGGAUCUACAACAAUUACCUGAGACAUCGCGAGAGGAGACGAGUCUUCAACCCAGAAGACAGCGUGGUUGGAUUCGAGAAGCUCGCCGAGGGAGGCUUCAAUCGAAGUUUUUUGGUCACCAUGAGGGAUGACUUCCGCUUCUUGGCCCGCAUUCCGUACCUAUUCGCUCAGCCCCGAUCUCUGGUUGUUGCAAGCGAAGCAGCAACACUGGACUAUCUUCGUCACCACGGUCUACCAGUUCCCAAGGUGUUUGGAUAUUCUCCUGAUGCAGAAAACCCUGCCGGGACUGAAUAUAUAUUCAUGGAAUUAAUGCAGGGGACAAACUUAGGCGACGUAUGGUUCGAUUUGUCCGAGCAGCAGAGAACAAAAGUUGUGGCGAACAUAGUCGAGCUAGAGUCCCGCCUAUUCGCUUUACGAUUCCCAGCAAGUGGCAGUCUCUAUUACCCUGCACUUGCCGAUGGAAGUCGCUUGUGCAUUGGCCCUGAUAUUUCUCUGCGGUUGUGGUACGGGAGAAGGAUGAACCUCCCGGUGGGCCGGGGACCAUCUGGUGUCAGGAAGGAGAUCGCGUACCUCCAUAAAUUCGGACGUCCUCUUCAACCUCUACAGCGUCUUCGCAGAAAGGUGUACAACUAUCAAGCACAACCUCAUCUCGACCACAUUCGGAAUCUCGAGGGUUAUAUUCAUAUUGCACCUCAGCUCAUUCCGCAUGGUAGCCCCCGCCUUCUUCGUCCUAUUCUGCGGCAUCCUGAUCUGCAGCCUAACAAUAUACUCAUCUCUAAUAACCUAGAGAUCACUGAGUUAAUUGACUGGCAGCACAGCACUAUCCUGCCACUUUUCUUACAGUGUGAGAUUCCAGGGAGUCUCCAGAAUGAUGGAGAUGAGGUAUCAGAGUCACUGCAGAAGCCUAGUCUCCCAGUUGAUUUCGAUGACUUGCAUGAGAGAGAACAAUUUAUGCAAGCGGAGAUUUUUCGCAGGCGUCAGCUUCACUAUCUGUAUGUCAAGUUCACCGCAGAGAAGAACCCCAAGCAUUAUGACGCCAUGGCUCUCGAUUUUAGCACAAUCCGGCAGCGCCUCUUUCAUCACGCGAGCGAUCCGUGGGAGGGUGACAACUUGACGUUGAAGGCCGAUCUGGUCACGUUGUCGAGGGACUGGACGAACAUUACCGGUUCUGAUGCAACACAGUGCCCGCUCACGUACUCCGAAAAAGAGGCAAGCGAGUGCAUGCGACUGGCACGCAUGCAAGCUGAAGCAGAUGACCAAUUGCAAAGUUGCCAAGAUCCCAUUGGAGUCGGACCUGAGGGGUGGGUACCGGUCGCCCAGUAUGAACAAGCGAAGGCAGCAGAGAGGAAGCUGAAGACGGACGCGCUUGAGGCAGCUGAAACGGAUGGGGAAAGGACACAGUUGGAUGAGAAUUGGAUCUUUGAUGACUUCUGCGAGGACGAGUAUAUGUGA